AUGAAUCUAGCUAACUUCUCUUACUUCUCGGGCAUGUGCAACAUGACGGCGGAGUCGCAGCACUCGCCAGCCGAGGCAGCCAGUCCAGUGGUGGUGUCACCCAACGUUAGCCUGGACUCGCCGAUACCGCCAUCUCUGCUACAUCAAGCUCGAACCAAAGAUGGGGUUCUCAUCAAGUCCGAACCGCGGGGGAGCAGUCCCAACACUGACCGAGAGGAGGGGGUAUCUUUGGGUCAAACUGAGGAGCAUCUGCCGCCAAGUGGGAGUCGACGUAGGAAAAGGCCGGUACAGCGAGGAAAGCCUCCUUAUAGUUACAUAGCCUUAAUAGCUAUGGCCAUAGCCAAUUCCCCUGAGAGAAAACUCACCUUGGGUGGUAUCUAUAAAUUCAUCAUGGAACGCUUUCCCUUUUACCGCGAGAACUCCAAGAAGUGGCAGAACUCAAUACGACAUAACUUAACAUUGAAUGACUGUUUUGUAAAGAUUCCAAGAGAACCCGGGAGGCCCGGUAAAGGCAAUUACUGGACACUGGAUCCUGCCGCUGAAGACAUGUUUGACAACGGUAGUUUUCUGCGGAGGAGAAAGCGGUUCAAGCGCACUGACGUAAGUACGUAUCCCGGCUACAUGCAGAGCUCCAGCGCCUUUACGCCAGCACCCAUGGGUAGACCGACAUACCCAAACACACUGUAUCCUGGAAUGGCAUCCAGCUACGGUUCACAGCUGGGGGGAUCCCCUCACCCAGCCAUGCUACAUCAUUACCAGGCCUCGGCCGGGGUCGCCCAAGGACAGCCGAGGAUGUUCAGCAUCGACAACAUCAUUAAUCAGCAAACGGUCAUGCAGAGCGGGCCUGGAGGAGAGCUCAAUCCUCAAGCGCUUGGUUUGGGCACUGGCGACCUAGGGAACAUGUCGGCCAGUUGUUCAAUAACUGGCACCGACCCCAGCUGCUUUCAAACGCAGUCAUUAAAUCCCACAAACAUGCAAAGUAGAAACAGUGGCGCCCUAACUUCAAAUCUCACGUCAGGGUAUCCUUACACCACCUCGGGGUCUCCUCCUCACUUAGCAGCGGUUUCACAAUCCGGUUUCUCACCGGGUAGCUCACAGGUGUACUGUACCGGUAACAGAAUAUCGUUACCUCCUGUGCGCUCUGGAUCUUGUGCCGAACACACAGAACAGCUCCUUGGACUAUCCGGCCCCGCCAUGAACUCCUAUAACAACUCUUACAUGAGACAGACCAACUUUGCCUCAGGCCUUGAACGGUACAUGUGA
Messenger RNA from Alosa sapidissima (American shad), 1263 nucleotides. It is a transcript of the gene foxe3, whose product is annotated as forkhead box E3. Gene Ontology annotation, biological process: anatomical structure morphogenesis; regulation of transcription by RNA polymerase II; cell differentiation. The transcript has a single exon. The record is from RefSeq and is a predicted model, not a curated record. Bases 1 to 1263 code for a protein of 420 amino acids. Lineage: Eukaryota; Metazoa; Chordata; Actinopteri; Clupeiformes; Clupeidae. Gene Ontology annotation, molecular function: RNA polymerase II cis-regulatory region sequence-specific DNA binding; DNA-binding transcription factor activity, RNA polymerase II-specific.